CUCAAAUGGCAGUUGGUACGAAAUUCCACAAUACUCUGAAAAACUAUUUCACACAACCAAAAUCUCAGCUUCGUAUUGAGAAAGAAGUUGAGGGUGUUUGGACUUCUGUGAAUGACAUCCUCAAGAGUAUAUCGGCACCUAAAGCAAUAGAAUCCAAUGUUGUACAUCCUGUACUGAAAUACAGAGGGGUAUUUGAUGCCAUUGCUGAUUACGAAGAAAAACCAACGUUGAUAGAAUGGAAGAAAUCUGACAAACCACGCAAAUCGAUCGCCUUAACCUACGACAAUCCAGUACAGUUAGCGGCGUACUUUGGCGCCGUUUGUAACGACCUCAACUACAAACACUUAAACGUUAGAGACGCAUUGUGGAAAGAGAUUAUUCGAAGAGGAUAUCGGGAAUCUCCAGUAAUUUACGCGGAGUUUUCAAAUAAGAAUGAAUAA
This is a messenger RNA of Arctia plantaginis, 440 nucleotides long. Lineage: Eukaryota; Metazoa; Arthropoda; Insecta; Lepidoptera; Erebidae. The record is from the annotation of a GenBank genome assembly.